CCUCGGGUAUGUAAUCGGACAUCUUAGAUAUGGUCUAGGUAUUUUUUACAGUUUGUCGAACGUAAAAGCACGUAUUGUAUGUAGUUCUACAAAUUCGAAGGUAGAUUUUCGGUAUACAAACAAGAUGAAAAAGUGGUUGCGCAUCAAUAUUAGCGCAUAUUAGGUAAAAUUGCAAGUGGAGUUGGAACGUGGUUGUAUCAAUUUCAUUGUAAUGGAAGCCAUGUAGGCUUCGGCUGGCAAGUGAUGGCCUCAGUCCCUCUUAGGUAAAGGAAUUAGGAAGCAGUUUUUAUGAAGAUGUCUCAAAACAGAGGUUAUCGUCGUGAUGGUAGGCAGUCCUAUCAAAUGAAUUCAUCUGCCCACUAUGGUGGUCGUUCUGGGCAGCAGAUGAAUGUGAAUCCAUGGGAAGGAGGGUUGGUUCCAGGAGGAAGGGCUGGAAUAACAGGCUUGCUGCCAACACCUCCGCAGACAUCAAAUCUUUUGUCACAGUUGUCAUCACCUGAAGCACAGCUUGCUCUUGCCAGUAACCUGCUGUCAACACUGUUGAGACCUCAACAGCAGCCUCCCCAGGUGCCAUCUCUGUUGAGUUUGGGUGCAGUUGAUCAUAUGGGAAAUUCAGUAGGCUCUGGAUAUCGACAGCAUUCUGGCUAUGGUCCAGGAAGGUAUCAAGAUCCUGGUCCGAACAGGCGUAAACGUACAGAAUCUAGGAGACAAGAACCGUACAAUAAGCCCACGCAGGGUCGUCGCCCUGCCUCUGCCAGGGGGGGUCCUGAGAGGAAGCCUGGUGGUAGCCAGGGGUUGCGAAGUCCUAGCGUAGGGAAAAGUCGCAGUGGCUCAGGCACCAAACCUGGGGGUAAAGCUGACAGAAAGGAUGAUGACAAUGAACCUAAGAAAGACAAAGACCAGGAGGAUGAUAUAAGUAGUGGAGCUGAAAAGAAAACUGAUGAAGAGGAUGUUAAGAGAGAUGAGAGUGACGAUGGUGAGAAGAAAAGGGAUUGGAAAGAUGAGAAAAAAUCUGAAGAAAUGUUGGAUGAUAAUCAAGAUGAAAAAGAUGAUGAAAAAGGAAAUAGUGGAAAAGAGAAGGAUGUUGCAGAGAAAGUGCCAACAUCACGUUACAGUGGCAUACCGCCUGCACUCUUUUACUGUCAUGUUUGCAAGAAACACAUGUGGGAUGACAUUUCAUUCCAGAAUCACUUGAAGGGAAGAACACACCAAUUGAUGAUGGAUAAACUUGAAGAGAGUUACAAGAUAAGGGUGGAGCUUAUGAGGCAUGAACAGAAGGUUGCAGAACAGCAGAGAGAAAUUGAGAUGGAGAGAAUGAAACGUCAAGGAAAGAAGGUGAACAUGAGCAUUCGGGAGUACUGCACCAUGUGUGACUUGCAUUUCUUUGGCAACCUUAUUGUGCAUCGCAAAAAUGAUCGUCAUCAGCAACUGAAAAAUUUUCUUCAUCCCCGAUGCCUGCCCUGUGGAAAGGAGUUUCCUACUCGUGUUGAAUGGGAUCAUCAUAAACUCACACCUCUGCAUCUGAGGAAAACUGCAGAAGUCCGCAAGAGCCGGAAAUCUGGUUCAGAUGACGACUUUGGAAUUGAGGAACUUAUUUCUGGAGAGGGAGGUGGCUUUGGAGAUGAUUUUUCCAAGAGAGAGAUUAAAGUGAGGACACAAGAAGAGGAGGAAGAUGAAAUAAAAGAAGCUGAUAAAAGGAAUGAAACUGACAAAGGAUCAGACAAGAAUGAUGGUCCAGAGAAAGGUGAAGGGGCAGAGAAAGAUGCUGAAGGGAAGGAUGAAGGAGAAUCAACAAUAAUAGGCAAACUGCGUUUCAGGGUACCCAAGUACAAUCCUGAUGUAGCAGUUGGACUAAGCCUUUUGAAGAAGAUGACUGGUCAGAUAUGCCGCACCUGUCAUAGAUUCUUCAUUAAUGUGGAGGACGCCAAAACUCAUUGUCGCACUUUGACACACUACAACAAUUUUGUAGCAUUGGUGAAAGAGAAGGCAAAGAUUGCUGAAGCUAAGGAGAAAAGAGAAGCUAAGGCCGAGGCUAAGAAGAAGGAAGGAAGUCUGGAAAAGACAGAGAAGGCAGCCAAACGUACAGAAGAUACGACCACAGUAGAUGACGAAGGAAACUGGAAGCGUCGUAAAGUGGCAAAUGCUGAAGAUGAUGAUGAUGAUGCAGAUGUACCCACAGUGACUGAUGAUAGAGUAAGUGAGGCAGCAGCCACAAAUCUAAUAAUAAAGGAAGAACCUUCAGAGAAGAUUCCAACAAAUGGGAGUCAGAAGUAUGACCCACUGGAGGCAGAUGCAGAGGAGUCUAAUCCUGGGGAUGAGAGCAAAGAUACAGAGCCUGAGACACCAGUGAAGGAGGAAGAGGAGGAGAAGGUGAAGAUAAAGAAAGAUGAUACUGCUGAUGGAGAGGAUAAUUUAUGGGCAGAGGUGGAUCGUGACAUUGGAAGUCUCCUAGAGGCUGUUGAUGGCGAAGGUGAAACCGAGAGUCUGAAUGAAAUGAUGGAGGAAGAUUUACUGGCUGUAAAGCAGGAACCAGACUCUCCUGCGAAGGGCAGUCGCAACAGCACUCGAAAUAAGGGAACCAGAGGAUCCCUGGCUACCAGGGCCCGUGGAAGGAAGAAGAAGUAAUUGAGAUCUAUUUACUGAAGAGUAGUAACAAAAACAUGUUUUGUCCCCUUGUAGUAGAAACUAAGUCAGAAUAAGGUAUUGAUGUUCUUUCUUGCUUUUUCUUCAUUAGUGCAUGUUAGCUACAGUAAAAUAUAAUUUCACUUUAUCAGAAGCCCAAAAGAUUCAGGUUCUUAUAUGUUUCCAUGAACUUUGCUUGUAACAUAUAAAGUCCAGUUGGUGAGAAGAAUAAAAAGAAAAUGAUACCAGUAUUUUCAUGCUGUUUACAAAGUUAAUGCCAUGGUAUAAUGAAUAUCAGUUGCUGUCUUAUAGUACAGAUUGAAGGAUUUUAGGUAUGAAAAUUGAGAGGGAUGUGUGAAUUUUGAACUGUUGCAUCAUUUUACUGUUUUAAUUUCAGCAUAUAAAAUAAGCCUCUAAAGCAGGGUUUGGAAACCUUUUAGCCUGUGGAGCUAUUUGCCAAGAUCACACCAGUGCAUGCCAAGGAAAAUUUUCACUAAUAUUAAAAAUAUCCAGACCUUUAUUGCCACAAGAUGUACACACCUCAGGUAGUCUAACCUUACCACAACACAGUGGAUGUGGGAGUAGGUCGCAAAAAGAAAUGAGAGCAUCUGAAGUAAUCAUUCUCCAUGCCCACACUAAGUACAUAAAGAAAUUUCCGCUACCAUACUCUUUCUUCUCCCCCCUGCCCCCCUUUUUGGUUCAUGUUGAUGCAGAACAUUAGAAAAAUGAAUAACAACCUUUUCAUUUAGUUUGUAUCAAAUAAUUAAGGCCAGAAACCAAAGUUUUGUAAGUUGAAAGUUAAACCUGUUUAUUUAAAACAGUCUCAUUGUUAUACCUUAUAUUUAAAACAUGUUACUAGUGUAGAGAUUUGGCAUUGCAUGUCUUGUUAUAAUUUGGGAUGAAUUUUGAUGUGGCUGUUUAUAAACAGUUUGCCAGAUAUUAAUCCAGUAACCAUGAUCUGUACUUACAAACGCUUCAUAGCUGAGAAAAAUGAUUCAGCCUUUUGUGUAUACACAGUGUUUUCAGAGGCAGUGCCAUAGUAGCAAGUAGAAUUUGUGAUUGCAGUUUGAUCUUAGAAUAUCAUUCUUCAAGUUUCUGGCUUCCACCACUGCAGUGUCUUUAAUGUGGUACCAUUCAGAUUAAGAACACAAAUCUUACUGAUAUCUUUGGCAUUAAACAAAUUUGCUUAAAAGUCCUUUGCCAGGAACUCAAUAAAUCUACCUCCCAUUUCUUGCUGUAGCUUUUCGAGUUGGCGCAUGUAAGGCAACAUAUUUCCCUGAUAUGCAGAUCCAACAACUGAUUUCUAAUUUGGGAAAAGCAAAAGUGACUUUCUUGCAAGGUGACACUUGAAUUCUAAUUUUCUAAUUUGUACUUGUAUGCAUUUAUUGAGCUGAUGAUUUUUGCAAUCUGAAUUUUCCCCUGCAUUUGUAAAUUCAUCCCAUUCAUCAUUGGGCUUACUUCAGUCAGGAAUCCAAGGUCUAUAAGCCAGGGAAUGUCAUCCAACUCUGCAUAGUAUUCAUUUCUUAAAUGCAGGAUCACUCUUUCUUCCAGAUAUUUAGGAACCUAAAGAACAUUUUUUCCCAACUAAGUAACCUUUCUUGAGAAUAGAGCAGCAUGUUGUUGUGCUUAGUCUCUUCAUCAUGCAAAUGUCUUGUGAAUAUGCAGCUAUAAUUUGGUUGAUUAUCUGGGUGCUAGUUUUCGUAACAUGCUCUAAAUAAAGAUCUUUAGUGUGUAACACUUUGGAUGUGUCAUACGAUGAUAGAAAACAAAAUUAAGAAUCAUCAUCUUUGUGGUACCAAAGUAAUGAGUGCAUUCCAGUAUCCAGUCAUUUCAUAUGUUCCAUGUGUUGAUGUUCACUUUUUGAGAGGUGCUACGUUCCUCUGCAUACUCUUAUAAAUGUGUUGUAAAUAUCUUACCCCAUGCUCAGCCUUUCUACAGAAGUCUUGACUUUGCAUUUUAGAAAAAAGCUGCUGAACUUCAGUCUUUGUAACUAAACAUUUGGGCAGUAUUUGAUAUGUAUCUAGGUUCAUCUGGCUGUAAGGAGAGAAAUGUACAUUUUGUAAACCAGUUUUUUAUUGAGACUACAUACUGUUUGAAAUAUUUUUUAAUCCAUAAUUGUUUUAGCAGGACAGUUACAGUUUCUUUAUAGAUUAAAUUAUUUCAUUUAUGUUACUGCAGUUUCAAAUACAGUCAGCAUGGUAGCUUUCACAGUGUCUCUGUCUUAAGGUGGCUUUCUGUUCCUUUGCUAACAAUUUCAAAAUUUUAAAGGAUGCAGUUGUUACAUUUUUGGUGUGGUGUGGGAAAAGCAGAUGGCUAUUUUGCUGAACUGGACUUCAGGUCAGAUGUUUCUUUUCCUAAUUCCUGAGCCAGUGGAAAGUGUCUUUCUGAAAUUUCCAUGAACUGUACUAAGGUGUCUCGAUGUUACUGGUUUUAGGUACUGCUAUGCUUGCUUUACAGAGCCGACAGACAUGCUUAUUCUGAGGUCUGUAAAACAACAGUUGUUCCCAGUCAGUAUAUAUGUAAUGCAUUCUUUACCUUUUGUUAACCCACACUGGCAGCAUGCAGCCAAGAGAAAAUACCGAUUCAUGAAGGAAAUAAAGGUUAUUGCAAUACUGAGCUCCAAUGCAUCGAACUAUGUGCACAUCACUCAAGUGGGUUCGUUUUCCUCCAAUGCACAGGAGUGGCAUGAAUACAGGAAGUGCUGGUUCCCAUCCAAAGUCAAGAAGUGGGGGAAUUGAUUGUUUAAAACACCAUAGAAGAGUGUCACAAUAUUAUUUCAGUUCUCUGCAACUUAACAUACAUUCCUAAAACUAAAUUUUUGGAAGACAUGAAAAAUGAGCAAAUUUGUAUAAAAUUUUUAAAUCUGAUGGGUGACUUUUCAAUACAUAACAAGGGUGAUGCAUUGCUUACCUCUGCUCUAGAGGUAGUGCAUAUAUUUUGAGCUUUUAGUAAUUUCAGUACUGCAGAAAUUUCCUCACUGGAAUGAUAUGUUCAAAAACUAUAUCUACAUGCCCUGUGUUGGUAAUUCAGUUGAUCCCCCAAAUGCAAACACUCAGCAACGUUGUCAGGUUACUCAUGUUUCUGACUUCUGGCUGGUUUUGAAUGAUUUUCAUUCAUUUAUCAAAAUAAUAGCAGCUCUUAACAUACCAGUUAUACAUAGCACAGUUUGUUACAUAGCCAAAGAGGUAUGCUUGUUUUGUAUGAUAGCUUUCAGUUUCUGCAAAGCUGGAAUUUGUGGAAUACAUUUAAGAUUUUAAUUGCUGGGGAAAAUGCUUACAUACAAGCAUGUGUGUAAGCAAACUUGAGGAAGAGAAUGUUCAUAUCAGUUACUUUGACAGUAAACAUUCAUAACAACUGUAAUAUGAACGAUUUAGUUAGUUAUAGAUAAUUGAAUUUUAGUUUGACACAGAAUUGUAAAUCUGGAAAGUGUGUGCAUUUUGCAAUGCCCUGAUAUUUAACAUCUAUGUCGGUGGAUCACUCUUAACAUAUGUUUCCGAAUCUGAUUGAUUGAAUUUGUACUUGACCACACAAGGUUGCCAUUCGGUUCAAAAUCUGUCACCUACUGUCCAAGAACAUACAAUAAUUCAAGACAUAGCGAAUUUGUAAUUUAGUGUAGUAAGUCUUCAGGAUAAAGUAAAAUCAUUAGUUUGCAUUGUUUAUAUAGGUAGCUUUGUAUUCAGCUUUUGCCAGCUUAACGAAGACCAGUCACGUGAAAAUGUUUCUAAAUCCCCAAAUUAAAAUUCCAAUAAGUUGUAGAAAAAGGAACAGACCAUAAAUGUGUUAAAAGUCACAGAAUGUCCCAUAGCAUGAACUUUGUUAAGAGUAUAGUUAAAAAUUGUGAAAAAUGAACCUCCAACCUAGAAGUGUUCACUGUUGUCAUGGAGUAUUGUGCAAGUGUAAAAUGUUGAAAGUUUCAAUGUUAUUUCUACUAGUAAUUGAAAGUUCAGUGUGACUAAAUGUAAUACUGUUGGCACCCACGAUAACUUAAUUUGUUCUUAGAGCGCUGUUAGAUAGAUGUACUUGAUUCAGUGUUAUUGUAAAUUUCAAAGUGGAGCUGCAUGUUGCUAAUCACGCAUAUUUCCUGUAAUAUGCUUAACACUUCAUUCUGCCCUCAUCAUUUUCACCAGCCCCCAUGUUUUCUUGCCACAUUGCCAGAUUACAGAAAAUUUGAUUGCUCAGUACAGAAUGCACAGUAAAAUGCUGACAACAGAAAAUGGCUUGAAUUUUUUUAAGUAAUUGAAAUAAACAUGGAUCAUGCACUAAUUUUCAGAAGUAAUUUUUAAAUAUUAAACAUUCUUUAACAAGUGUGACUGUCAAAAGACCACUUCUGUGGUUGACAUUCUGUUAUUCAUUUUUGUUGCAUUGAAAUAACCACAUUAUUGUUUUUGGAACUUAAGUUGAAACCAUAUGCUGUAUAAUGAUGAAGAUUCAUUUUGUAUUCAGAAUAAACUUAUACAUUUACAAUCCAUA
Messenger RNA from Cryptotermes secundus, 7092 nucleotides. RefSeq names its product zinc finger protein on ecdysone puffs (gene Pep). Gene Ontology annotation, cellular component: nucleus. The coding region runs from base 289 to 2625 and encodes 778 amino acids. Gene Ontology annotation, molecular function: zinc ion binding; nucleic acid binding. Lineage: Eukaryota; Metazoa; Arthropoda; Insecta; Blattodea; Kalotermitidae. The transcript is spliced from 14 exons. The record is from RefSeq and is a predicted model, not a curated record.